GCGAAAAUGUAAAGUUCCCGCCAUUUGUAACAUUCGCACCGCCAUUUUCAUCCUUUCCAUCUCGCAACACCGGAUCUUGGGAGUGAAAUACACAUACAGAUAGGAGAAAAAUAGUAAAAAAAAAAUAAAAAAUGUCCGACGAGCAGCAGGCUGUGGGAGGCAGGAAGCGGGCCCGGGGCGUCACUGCCACGCCGCGUACGGAGGCACUCGAGCGUCUCAGGGCAAUCCGACGCGGGGGGCGCCGUGAGAUCGACGGCGGCGGCUUCCAGAUCAGGAUGGAGCAGCCAAUUUACGACACCGUGGAUGAAGACGAGUACACAGCUUUGGUCGCCAAGCGCCGCGAAGAAAAUGAGGGUUUUAUCGUCGACGACGAUGGCCUAGGGUACGGCGACCAAGGCCAGGAAGAGGAUUGGUCUCUCGCCGGAGGCUCUCUGUCCUCUGAAGAAUCGGAGGGAGAAUCUGGAAGGCUGAAGAAAAAGAAAAAUAAAUCCAAUCCGGACAAGGAGAAGCAAACCGUGAAAAAACCAACCGCUCUGGCGUCGGCAGCCGCCUUGAUGGGUAAGCAGAGCAUUUCGAAUAUGUUUACUUCGUCCGUGUUUAAGAAAGACAAGCAAAUGAAUUUGACGUGUGAUAGCAUCGUUGAUGAUGUGAUUGCUGAGUUUGCACCUGAUGAGAGUGAUAGGGAGAGAAGGAGGAGAGCCAAUUCGAUUAAUUUGGGAUCGAGUAAAUUGAAUGGUAUUGCACCGCCUUCUUCGAGACUUUUACCUGUUAAAAUCGAGAAGCCUGCUCUUAGUAGUGCUAAUUUAGAGGUUAGGGAUGAAAUUAGUGAGAUCAAUGGCAGUUUUGAUGAUGGCAAUGAUAGCAUUCGAGCGGACGCGAGGGAAUGGCAAGCCAUACUAAGCGCAGGGCAAAAUGGAUGUGGGCUGGAGGCGAAGCAAGGCACGAGUGACGAGGAGAAAUUGGAAUUUGAAGUGGAUAGCAAUGGAUCAUUGCCUUUCUACAUACUUGAUGCUCAUGAGGAGAUUUAUGGUGCAAAUGCUGGGAAUGUUUAUCUCUUUGGAAAGGUCAAAUCUGGAGGUACAUACCACAGCUGCUGUGCGGUUGUAAAAAACAUGGAGAGAUGCGUGUAUGCAUUCCCAACUGUUUCUUUCAUGGAAAAUGACUCAAUUAUAGAGCUAGAGAAAAAGGUUGAAGAGUCUCAAGCAUCCCCCAUGGAUUCUAAGGACUUAAAUAUAAAGCAAGAGAGACUUGGUGAAAAGUCCAGAAAGCCAUCCACGUCAUCCACAGAUCUCAAAGACACAAAAUCAAAGUUAGAGAAACUUGUUGAAGAGUCUAAAACAGCUUUAAGGACUCAACUUCAUGAGGUAGCAUCAGAACUGAAGACUGAAAUGAGAAAACAGUUAAUAGACCGAAAUAUUUCAAGUUUCAGCAUGGCACUUGUUAAGAGAAAUUAUGCAUUUGAGAGAACAGACAUACCUCACGGGAAGAAUUAUGUCCUCAAGAUCAGCUAUCCUUUCAAGGAUCCACCACUACCAUCAGACCUCAAGGGAGAGCAUUUCUCUGCUUUGCUUGGAACUCAUAACAGUGGCUUGGAGCUUUUUCUGAUUAAAAGGAAAAUAAAAGGACCAUCAUGGCUAUCAAUUUCAAAAUUCUCCAGCUGUACAGCUUCUCAACGUGUGAGCUGGUGCAAGUUUGAGGUUACUGUUGAUUUCCCAAAGGAUGUUCAAGUUUCCACUUCCUCGACACAUGUUGCAGUGAUUCCUCCAGUAGUAGUUACGGCAAUUAAUUUAAAAACUAUCAUCAACGAGAAACAGAAUGUAAACGAAAUUGUCUCGGCAUCUGUCAUUUGCUGCCAUAGGGCUAAGAUAGAUACUCCCAUGGCGGCCUCAGAAUGGACUCGCCCAGGCAUGCUAAGUCAUUUUACUGCAGUGCGUAGACUUGAGGGAGGCAUAUUUCCGAUGGGUUUUACGAAGGAGGCAGCUGAGAAAAAUGCGAAGGCCGGGUCAAAUGUUGUUUGCUAUGAAAGCAGUGAAAGGGCUUUGUUAAAUCGCUUGAUGAUCGAGUUGCACAAAUUGGAUAGUGAUUUUCUAGUUGGGCACAAUAUAUCUGGGUUUGACCUAGAUGUACUUCUUCACAGAAUUCAGGCUUGCAGGGUGCCCAGCAGUAUGUGGUCCAAAAUAGGCCGACUCAAGCGGUCUACAAUGCCCAAACUUAAUAAAGGAAGCUCUGUGUUUGGUUCAGGAGCAAGUCCAGGAAUCAUGUCAUGCAUUGCCGGCCGUCUCCUAUGUGAUACUUAUAUUUGUUCUCGUGAUCUACUAAAGGAGGUGAGCUAUUCCUUGACAGAACUAGCAAAGAAACAGCUGAAAAAGGACCGUAAGGAGAUCACUCCACACGAUAUUCCUCAAAUGUUUCAAAGUUCUCAAUCUCUUAUGGAGCUUAUGGAAUAUGGUGAAACAGAUGCAUGGUUGUCGAUGGAGCUCAUGUUCCAUUUGAGUGUUCUUCCACUCACACAUCAACUGACUAAUAUUAGUGGCAAUCUUUGGCAUAAAACUCUCCAGGGUGCUAGGGCUCAAAGAGUGGAAUAUCUUUUGUUACAUGCAUUCCAUGCGAAGAAAUUUAUCGUCCCAGACAAAUUUUUUGCCCAGUCCAAGGAGGCAAGGACAAAAAAGCAUAAAAUUAGUAGUGGUGUUGAGGGAAAAGAAACUGUCCCAGAUGAUAUAAAUUCUGUUGAAGAGCCAGCAGAAAAUCACCAUGGAAAAAACAAAAAGGGAGGUUCCUAUGCUGGUGGAUUGGUGUUGGAGCCAAAGAAAGGACUAUAUGACAAAUAUAUAUUACUACUGGAUUUUAACAGUCUUUACCCCUCUAUUAUUCGGGAAUAUAAUAUUUGUUUUACUACUGUGGAUAGAUCUACGGAUGAAUCAGUUCCUCAUUUGCCAACUAGUAAAAGGCCUGGAGUUCUACCAGAGUUGCUUAAGAAUUUGGUGGAAAGAAGAAAAAAGGUGAAAGAAAUGUUGAAAAAUGCGUCCCCACACAAUGUUCAGCAGCUUGACAUACGACAACAAGCUUUAAAGCUAACGGCAAAUAGCAUGUAUGGAUGCCUGGGAUUCUCCAACUCCAGAUUCUAUGCAAAACCCCUUGCAGAACUUAUAACACUACAAGGAAGAGAGAUUUUACAGAGCACGGUUGAUCUGGUUCAGAAUACUCUAAACCUGGAGGUUAUUUAUGGUGACACAGAUUCAAUAAUGAUAUAUAGUGGACUUGAUGAUAUCAAGGAAGUUAAAGAAAUAGCGAGGAAGGUCAUUCAAGAGGUUAACAAGAAAUAUAAGUGUCUGGAGAUUGACCUCGAUGGCUUGUACAAGAGAAUGCUAUUGCUCAAGAAGAAGAAAUAUGCAGCUGUCAAAUUGCAUUUUAAGGAUCAUACAUCUUAUGAGGUUAUUGAGCGGAAAGGUCUUGAUAUAGUUCGGCGUGACUGGAGCUUGCUGUCAAAGGAAUUGGGAGAUUUCUGCCUCAGUCAAAUAUUAUCUGGCGGGUCCUGUGAGGAUGUUGUUGAAGAAAUACAUAAGUCUCUCAUGAAGGUUCAAGAGGAAAUGAGGAAUGGGCAAAUACCGCUGGAAAAAUAUGUGAUCACAAAGACGCUCACUAAACCACCUGAAGCAUAUCCUGAUGCGAGAUCUCAGCCUCACGUUGAAGUAGCACUUCGAUUGAAGAGGAAUGGCUACGUGACUGGUUGUUCUGCUGGAGAUACAGUUCCUUAUAUCAUUUGCUGUGAGCAGGGAAAUGGUUCGUCUACAUCAGUUGGAAUUGCCCAACGGGCAAGACAUCCCGAUGAACUAAAAAAGGAUAAUGAGAACUGGAUGAUUGACAUUGACUAUUAUCUCGCGCAGCAGAUUCAUCCCGUGAUAUCACGUCUAUGUGCGUCAAUUCAGGGUACAAGUCCAGCACGUCUGGCUGAUUGUUUGGGGCUUGACUCAUCAAAGUUCCAGAAUAAAUCUAGUGAUCCUGUCAACAACGAUCCGUCAAGCUUGCUGGCGUUUACACUAGAUGACGAGGAGAGAUAUCGGGGUUGUGAAGCUUUGGUGUUAUCAUGCCCUGGUUGCUCUGAAACCUUCGAAUGCUCGUCUAUAUUGAGCUCACUACACGCAUUGAUCAAUACAGAAGAUAAACAAGCUGGAUCGACUAAUAACUUCUGGCACAAUUUGUGCUGUCCGAAAUGUCCAGAGGAAGGAGAUGGCGGGAAAAUAUCUCCUGCUAUUAUAGCCAAUCAGGUAAAAAGACAGGCUGAAGGGUUUAUGUCAAAAUAUUACAAGGGCCUGAUGACGUGUGAUGACGAAACCUGCAAUUACACUACCCGCAGUGUGAAUCUUCGAGUACUUGGUGAUUCCAAGAGAGGGACCACUUGUCCAAAUUAUCCCCGCUGUAAUGGACAUCUCGUAAGAAAGUACACGGAAGGAGAUCUAUACAGGCAGCUUGCAUAUUUCUGCUACACCUUAGAUACCGUGCGCUGCAUUCCUAAGAUUGAGGGUGAUAAAAAAUUGGCCUUGGAGAAAGAAAUUGCUAGAAUCAGGCCUCGGGUUGAAUUGGCAGCAUCGACGGUGCAGAAAAUCCGCGACAGAUGCGCUUAUGGAUGGGUGCAGCUGAAGGACCUGAUUGUUGUAGUUUAGCCUGAAAAGUGGUGUUUUGUAUUUUGUACAGAAAAUAGAUUGUGAGUUCAUAUUUGGUGUGUCAGCUUUUAAAGAAAAAAGGUUGCUUGUGUAAAUAUUGAGUGUAUAAUUUAUGCACGGCUUACCCGAACGCGUAUUUGCCCGGACAGUUAAUUUAAUAUAUAAGAAAUUUUGAGGACGUUGCUAUUGAUUGAA
This is a messenger RNA of Erythranthe guttata (spotted monkey flower), 4856 nucleotides long. NCBI's taxonomy places the organism in Eukaryota, Viridiplantae, Streptophyta, Magnoliopsida, Lamiales, Phrymaceae. The record is from RefSeq and is a predicted model, not a curated record.